CGGAAACUUUUAUCUUUUUUUUUUUUUUUUUCUUCUUCUCCUUUCCACCCACUUCUCCUCGAGUCGAUCCAUGACUACAAGUCCGCAAGUGCAUCGCAUAGAGAUAUAUAAGAACGUGGAUCUGGUGCCAUGGUUAGACCUUGAGGACACCUGGCUGGCGGGGGGCGCGAGACACCGUCCGUUCGCUCGCGUUACGCUAAUUUGCGGUCCUUCGUCGCCCUGGGAGGUCCACUGCUCUUGAAAGGCUGAAGGAACAGGCAGCGAUGACCACACCGCGCACGCCUGUCUUCAUGGCACUCCUACUGCUGAUCUUCAGCGCCGGACACUCCAAGCCCAGCGCGGUUCCCAUGGGCUCCAAGGAUGAGGACGUGAGCCUCUUCCAGCUCAUCGUGGACAAAGUGAUGCAGGCGAAGGAGCGGCAGGCCGAGGAGAGCGAUUCCCAGCGCCCUUCCAGGCAGCCAGAACACUCGCCCGACUCGCAGGAUGUGCAGGAUUACAAAGUGCGACACGAUAGUCAAGUUCUCGAAGUAUUUCCUAGAGACCUGAGGCAGAAGGAGAAGUUUUUAAAACACUUGACGGGUCCUCUCUACUUCAGUCCAAAGUGCAGUAAACACUUUUAUAGGCUAUAUCAUAAUACCAGAGACUGCACAAUACCAGCAUAUUACAAAAGAUGUGCCAGACUCCUCACAAGGUUAGCAGGAAGUCAAAGAUGCAUGGAAGGCUAAAUCUGACAAAUUUCAGUGGAACUACAAAAAUACAAAGAACCAAGAAAAGUGCCUUGGAGAACGACAGGGAAAAAAAAAAAACAGCUGAACUCAAAAUACUCGUAUCAUAAGUCAUUGUGAAUACAGAUAUAUUUUUGCAAUGGAAUGGACCAUGUCCACAGUUAACUACACACACUGUCAGCGUUAUCCGCAGACACUUAAAACUGCAGUUGAGCUUGUAGUUACAAAGAUGGUACAUAUGAAGAUGUUUAUUGAAAGAGAAGAAAAUGUUAAUGUCCUGCUGCCAAACUACAAAGGUGUUAAUUUUUUACAGAAAUGCUACAGUUAUGUAUAUGUUAUGUCCAACAUGCCUUGGAUGGUUUUUUUGUGUUAACAGUUCCCUUUAGCCUGGCUGUGUCUGCCAAACCACACUAGGGGAACAAUCUUUUGGGUUGUUUCAAUCGCUCAUUAUUAAAUGAGGAUUACACUAGACCCCAUGACUAAAUUAUGAAUUGCAUGACAAUUUUCUUGCCUUUUUUUGUCUUUGUUAGACAAUAUUUCCAUAGCAGAGACAGAUGUAUUUGUGCUGAUUACAUUCUGUGAAGGAAAAUCAGCAUUUCCCUGAAACACAGUUGAAUGUGGCAUAUAAUAUAUAUUUAUAUAUUCAAGCUAUUGUCAUUUGUCUCUCUGUACAUUAAAUGUAUGUACAUUCCACCUAGCGUGCAAUAUGUAAAUACUGUAAAUAUUAAAUAUAUGAACUACAAAUA
Messenger RNA from Scleropages formosus (Asian bonytongue), 1471 nucleotides. RefSeq names its product ALK and LTK ligand 2b (gene alkal2b). The coding region runs from base 264 to 725 and encodes 153 amino acids. The transcript has 6 exons. Gene Ontology annotation, biological process: positive regulation of ERK1 and ERK2 cascade; positive regulation of ERK5 cascade. The record is from RefSeq and is a predicted model, not a curated record. Gene Ontology annotation, molecular function: receptor signaling protein tyrosine kinase activator activity; receptor tyrosine kinase binding. NCBI's taxonomy places the organism in Eukaryota, Metazoa, Chordata, Actinopteri, Osteoglossiformes, Osteoglossidae.